UUUUAUCGGUCAGAAUGGUACUGCAUUUAAGGGUUAAUUGUGGACGCGGUUUGUUCAAGUUCAGAAAAAUAUAUAUUUUAACAAUCUAAUGCUUUUUCUAACUAUCUGUGUCACGAAGUGUGGUUCUUUGAAAAUUUUGAUCACAAUGGACUCCAGGUUAUUGUUGCCUAUUGGAUGUGUGAAAGUUAAUCGUAGAUGGACAGAGUUUUGCUUGUGAUCAUAGUGUUUGCGCUCCGCUGUGAAAACCUAAGAUUUGAAAAAGACCUUAUUCCAAGUUUCUCGUCGAAUUAAAGGACAACUUGUAUUUACUUGGUCUGUCUUCAUAUUUGAUCAACUUUUCUUAUGCUGAAGAAUAAGUUCGGAUUACGACGCGAGAUAGAUAACUGCAGAAAACAUGGCAAAAACAUACCAAUGGUGAGGUAGCCUGAGCAUAGUGUGAGCUUAAUAGCACAAGAUAUUAAUUAUAAAUUUUAUACUAAGAAUGAGUAAAUUAAUUUUAAUCAUUUUUAAAUGAAAAAUUUGAAAUGUAUUUCUCAGAAAUAUAUAAUUAUUUUGACAGCUCAAAAUGUUUUAUUAGUUUAAAGUUGGAUAUUUACUCUUUAAAUUCGUUUCUAUUUGCCUAACACCUUCAAUUUGCUUGACAUCCGCAACAAAACAAAGUUCAUAAUUAAUUCGACCCUCUGUUGGAUCAUAUUCUCGUUUCUUUCUCGACGAAUUGUUGUCAGUUUUGAAUUGCUCGUCUCUAUUAACAAACUGGACCUGAAUGUGCCUCUAACAGCGAAUAAAAAAGAUUAAAACGACAAAAAAAAGUGGAAUCAAAGAUGCCGUACGAUAGUGUGUCAUCGAAUAACACAGGAUCUUCUCGACUGGGUCUGGUGGAGAUAGAAGCAGACGAUGGAUUGGAUACUUCGAAAGUCGUCUCAGUUUCGGUCGAGCGAAAGAAGUGUCUGCUGAAUUUCCUCAAGUACUCACCCAUGUUGUUUGUGGUAUGCCUGGCGUGUGCGAUGAUACCGAGUGCCUUUUUGAUUGCGAAUAAUUCACACCGUGACUCCAUUCAAUCUCAGAACACCAUGCUUCAACGCCUAAAUGAGCAGCUGUUCAUUCAGAUGCAGAAUCUGUCCCAAAUAGCGAGUCAGAUGUCGAGUGAGAAUGUGGAGUUGAGGGUAGAUUUAGAAUAUCUAUCCAAUAUGAUGCGAGAGAGCAAAGAGAGUCUGCUCAGCUACUUCGACACUCAGUUCUACUCCUUUUCGAACAAAUCUGUCCAGUACGCUCUCGUGGAGUACGAUGAAGUUGUGGCUUGGAAUUUGGGCGACCAAAUGUGUAAGGCAGUUCAAUCUCAACUGGCUUUUCCAGUUGCUGGUAAUCACGAGUCCAUCGAGGAUCUAAUCGCAGCUUGUCCCUUCGACACUCAAACUAACUGUUGCACGUGCUGGGUUGGGUUGAACAAACAGGAGGACGGAAAGACAUGGUUCGAUUCAGACGGAAAUGAAGUGAAAAACGUUGAAGAAUUGCCAUGGGCCACAGGGCAACCGACAGAUACAACAGGCUAUGAUUGUGCCUAUAUUCGCGACGCUUAUCUUUUCAAUAAAAAUUGUCAAGGUACUGCCGUAAACAGUUCCGGUGACGUGGUGUCCGAAAGAGUGGUGUGUCAGAGCAUAAUAUUCUGAAAUGAAGAGUUGUCUCUUAUGAGAAUAAUUAAUUUCAAAUCCUCCAUCCGCAUGUAUCGGUGAGCACCUGUUCCAACCAGAUCCCGUGCAGAACUCAGACGACCUUAUCAACCAGAUCCAGGGUGAGCUGAAAGUUGACAAAGG
Messenger RNA from Symsagittifera roscoffensis, 1811 nucleotides. RefSeq names its product abscission/NoCut checkpoint regulator-like. The coding region runs from base 822 to 1667 and encodes 281 amino acids. The transcript is spliced from 6 exons. Gene Ontology annotation, molecular function: phosphatidylinositol-3-phosphate binding. The record is from RefSeq and is a predicted model, not a curated record. Gene Ontology annotation, biological process: abscission; mitotic cytokinesis checkpoint signaling. Gene Ontology annotation, cellular component: cleavage furrow; midbody; centrosome. Lineage: Eukaryota; Metazoa; Xenacoelomorpha; Acoela; Convolutidae.